AUGUCUUUGCCUAAAUAUUACGACCUAGUUCACUAUAAUCACUGCAUUGGUCGCGCUGCCAGUCGCUGCGAUAUUCAGAUCCCCAAGGAGUACAUUAGUGGCUUGCACUGUAUUAUCAGAUUAUUGGGCAAAAAAAACAAUGAAACACCUUUUGUGGAGAUUGUAGAUCAUAGUCGCUAUGGUACGUGGGUAAAUCUGGACAAAGUUGGGCUUCAACGGACAGCAAGUUUAAAACAUAACGAUAAGAUUCAUUUUACACGUCCAGACGCUAAAAAUGGGACUGAGCUUGUCUAUAGAUUCGAGAUUUUAUGUAGUGGAUUGAUGAAAGUUAACGAGAAUCUUUAUGCGCAACUGAUUGCGGAUGAAAUGCCAGUGGCUAAUCGUACCAGGAAGCGCACACAUGAAGAGACACAGUGUACGCAGAGUCCAUUGAAGACAAAACUUUUGCCACCACCAGCUCGACCGGUAAAGAAAAGGAGACGGGAUAACGAGGAAGCGGUAGAGCCAGUCAGUGAGCCGCUUGCUGUUCAAUCAGCGUGGGACAGUCGUAGCUUGCAAAGGCCGACGGCAAAAGUUGCGGGCAGAAAGAGACGAAGCCCAGACGCGCUAGCACCAAACAGCAAUCUCGUGCAGUAUCGAAAGGGAUAUGAUAAGCUUCGAGAUAAUUUUAAGAAGGAACUGGAGCUGUUCCGAGAUGAGAAUGCAGCUUUGAAGAAAGCUUACUUGGAAGAGCUUGCUAAAGUGAAAGCUGAUGCUGCAGCCAAGCUUGCAAAGGUAAGAGCUGAGGCUGCAGCGAAUCUUGCAAAGGUAAAUGCUGAGGCUGCAACAAAUCUUGCAAAGGUAAAAGCUGAGGCUGCAGCGAAUCUUGCAAAGAUAAAAGCUGAGGCUGCGAAUCUUGCAAAGAUAAAAGCUGAGGCUGCGAAACUUGCAAAAGAAUUGCUCAAGUUGCGGGAGGAGCGAGACGGGCUUAAGCAAACGAUCAACCAAAUAUUACAAGGUCCCAACUUGCCUCGUAAAAAGCGAAAUGUUACCGACCUGAAAGCAAAGGUUCACGUACUAAAACGUACAAUCCGGGCUGGUCAAGACGACCUCACUUCUGAAACGCGUCAAGAGCGGGCUCAAAUGACCCCACUCUCCGAGAAACAACCCACGGAGAUUGGUAAAGAAGCAUGCGGAAGGACGACCAAUCAUAAAGCUUCUCCGGUACAUAUAAAAUGGCAACGUAUUGAAACCCAAGGGAAGAUUGACAAAGCUAUGAGAAAAAAAGAGAGCACGGUCUUAGUUAGCUCUGCCCUGUCGGUGUCGAGUCAGUCACAAGAUUCGAUAGACAGCGGGAUCCUACACAACGCUCAUCGCAGCAGCUUGCAGCUCUCAUUCGUCUCCAACGAACAUUCCGAACCAUCACCAGGCGAUAUACCGCAAAAGUUUGAUGCAGCUGCUAAAGAGACUAAAAACAGCAAUGUAUCUGAAGGCCGGUCGCUGAUGUUUAAUAUUUAUGGUGCAGGUAGUGCGACGGUAGAUUCACCUGGUAACAGACUUACGAUGCAUUGUCGUUCGCUGUUGUAUCGAACAUCGCUGAAAAGCAAUAGCGCAACGAUACAAGAAAGCCAAGGACAAAAAAAAGAUGUCAAGGAUAAAGAGCCCAAGGGGAGCGAGUGA
This is a messenger RNA of Peronospora belbahrii, 1659 nucleotides long. The record is from the annotation of a GenBank genome assembly. NCBI's taxonomy places the organism in Eukaryota, Oomycota, Peronosporomycetes, Peronosporales, Peronosporaceae.